This is a messenger RNA of Trifolium pratense (red clover), 1285 nucleotides long. RefSeq names its product RGS1-HXK1-interacting protein 1. The transcript is spliced from 9 exons. Bases 75 to 875 code for a protein of 266 amino acids. NCBI's taxonomy places the organism in Eukaryota, Viridiplantae, Streptophyta, Magnoliopsida, Fabales, Fabaceae. The record is from RefSeq and is a predicted model, not a curated record.
AUAAAAAUAAAAAAUAAAAGAGAACAAAAACAAGUAGAAGCUAACAUCGGCAAGAAAGAAAUUGUAUCAGAAAAAUGGCAACGGUGGCGGAAUCGUCGGAACCUGAAACACCUCCUCCCGCUGUUAAUCUCCCCACAACCACAACCACAACCGCCCAAGCCCAACCUCAAACCCUAGACGUACAACCGUUCAUCGACUACGCUGUUGGCCAAGCCCUUUUCUACCAAAAGACCAUCUACGACGCAGUCGAUUCUGCAAUCGACGUUUCAACAUCUCGUUUUUCUCAAAUCCGUUCAACUUCUUCCGCUCAUUUUCAACAAACAUUGCAUUAUUUGGAUGAUUUCAAGUCUCAGUAUAAUACUUAUGAGGAUCUUUUGUUUGGAAAGAUCAAAGAGGGUGUAGUGGUUGCAGCUUCACAUCCAGUAAUUACUUGUGGAGCCACUGCUUCCUUGGGGUUUCUGGUCCUCAAAAGGCCUCGUCGGAUCAUGUACUACAAUGCUAAGCGACUUUUUUUCAGUGAAGAGUCUUUGAUUUCUAAAGCCAGUGCUGAAGUUAUUGAGUUGCGGAAGUCAAUUGAUAUUCUGAAAUCUGAAGUUGAAAAGAUGGAGAAGAAUGCAUUACAUGCAGAAGAACAAUUCUUACAUGGAAGGACAAAACUAAGAGACGCAGGAAAGCAAAUCCGAAAUGUGAUUCAGUCUGCAUAUAAAAUUGAAAGACGGGCAGGAGGUUUAAAAGAUAUCCUUGGAGAACUCCCUAAAAGAGAAGCAUCUCACUUUCGGUCACAGGUUUCCAAACUUGCUUCUGAGGCAAAGCGAGAAAAGAAUUCCUUGGCCAAGGAGGUCUCUAAAAUUAGCAACUAUGGCAUCUCCAUUUGAAAACCUUUGCUUCGGCAUGCUCUAAUUGAAUGUACAAGUUUUCUGAUGAUCAUCAUAUCCUAUCAUCAUACCCUCCUUUUUUUCUAGAUGCAUCCUUUGAUUUAUGUUUGCAAGAGGGGAUGCAUCGUACACAGAGUAGAAAGGGAUUAUUAUAGGAAAAAUUUGAAACAAGAAAAAUGCAUUGAUGCUGUAUACCUUAUAACUCAAUUGAUUUUUUCCUUUCCAAUAUACAAAGCCCAACAGUGAAUGAAAUUUCACUUAUAAACACCUGUAUAACUUAGUUGAAUGAAACUUUUAGGGUUGGAAUUAUUUUGCAGUUGUAUCAAAUCUGUGAUCACGUUGCUCAGUUCAACGAGAUCAAGCAGUAGACUCACAUGAACUGAGAAUAAAGUCCGUGAAACUUUGCCUAA